Molecule: messenger RNA, 2033 nt
Organism: Brassica oleracea var. oleracea
Lineage: Eukaryota; Viridiplantae; Streptophyta; Magnoliopsida; Brassicales; Brassicaceae
Product: AT-rich interactive domain-containing protein 1
Exons: 3
Coding region: 112-1686 (524 amino acids)
Molecular function (GO): DNA binding
Source: RefSeq, a predicted model, not a curated record
UGAGAAAUGGCCCUAGCUUUUUUCGAUUUUCCGUUUUUUUUUUUUGUAUUUCCCGCUAAAAAAAUUGCCAUGGAAUCUAUGGAGUCGUAAUCGAUUCGCCGUUCGUCGUCGAUGGCUGCAGCAGACGACGAAGACGACGCCGUCGAUUUCCGCAAAACUCCGAAGAGUUUCGACCUGAACAAGUCUCCCGAAGCAGUCUCUUACUCAGAUUCGGCGGUUGAGAAGAAUAUGAACGAACUCGUCUCCUCGUUCCGACGCUUGCUCGAAUCGUUCGUCGUCGAGUUCUGUCCUCCGCCUCCGGCGACCGUUGAUCUCUUCGGCCUCUUCGUCGGCGUGAGCCACAGAGGCGGUUUCAAAGCCGUUUCGGAGAAUGCUGCGUGGGAGGAAGUCGGGAGCGAGUCUAAAUUAGGUUUAUCUGCGAAAUCGAUCUACGUCAAGUACCUCGCCUCGCUUGCGCGGUGGUUGAACAGAGUCGUUGGAGGUGAUGGUGGUGGCGUGGAGCUGCCUGGAGUAUCGGAUGAUCUGAUCGGUAGGUUUGGGGAUUUUGUGGCUCAGGUGAAGAGGAAGUAUGAGUUGAGGGAAGGUAUGGUUUCAAGAGAGGUGGGAGGAGAGUUUAAAUGGUUUAUAUCGAAAGCUAGGAGAAGAUCUGAUGAUAAGAAGCUUGAGGAAGCUGUGUUUCUUGAUUCUGGUUCUUCCCCUGGGAAGAGGAAACGGGAGUGUUCUUUAGUGACUUUGAAGUGGUUAAGCGAGGCUGCUAAGGAUCCAUGUGACGUAUCUGUUGGCUCUUUGCCGGAUAGAUCAAAGUGGGAUUGUUAUGGAAGUGAAGAGCCGUGGAAAGAGCUUCUUCUGUUUAGAGCUUCAAGAACGAACUCUGAUUCGUCUUGUGAAAAGAUUUGGCAGAAAAUCCAGAAGAUGCAUCCGUCUCUGUAUCAGGAUAGUGCUGGGACUAGUUACAAUCUAAGAGAGAGACUCAGUUUCGAUAGGAAUCAGUUUAAUGAGAGGAAAGCUGGGAUAUCUUCUGAGGAUGGCUCGGGUUCAGAGGGUUCAGACGAGGAGGAUGAAUCAGGUGGUCUAGUUGGUCCAGAGUUUCAAGCUGAAGUACCUGAGUGGACUGGCAUCAUCACUGAAAGCGAUCCAAAGUGGCUAGGCACUCUGAACUGGCCACUUAACAAAGAACAAAACAACAAAAAUAACCUUCUCAUCGAAAGAGAUCCUAUUGGAAAAGGAAGACAAGAUGCUUCUUGUGGCUGCCAAAAUCCAGGCUCUGUUGGUUGUGUCAGAUUCCAUAUCAAGGCAAAACAGGAGAAACUGAAACUCGAACUUGGUUCAGCUUUCUACAUGUGGUGUUUCGAUACAAUGGGUGAAGGUAAUCUGCAGUAUUGGACAGAGUUUGAACUGAAGAAGGUGAUGUCUUUGAUGCCUUCUCCACCUACACUUAUCCCGUCUUUCUUCGAUGAGCUCAGGAGCGUUCUUCCUUCAAAGAGCAGAGGAAAGAUCGUGAGCUACUUCUACAACGUGACGCUUUUGCAGUUUAGAGCAAAUCAGAGUAGAAUGACUCCUUAUGAGAUUGACAGUGAUACUGACACACAGUACAGGAUUGCAACAGCGAGUGAAGAUCCAAACCUGGAAGCAAACACAUCACAGAAACCCGUUUUGCUUACGCCCAAGAAAAAAAGACGUCGAUAGAGAGGUAGUAGUAACACUUGAUGAAUCUUGGGUUUUAAGUGGGAGCAGCCAUUGAAAGUGCUUAUAAACUUCGGGGGAGAAAGGGUUCUGUUCAUCAGUUACGUCGGCUCAGCAAAUUCGGGUUUUGGUAUUUGAGGUAAAUACUUUCAUGAUCACUCCACUCUUUUGAUGAUUCUAUAGGAGUAUUCUUUUUUUUUUUUUUUCUGGGUUGGCAUUGCUUAAAAGGACUGAUGAAUCAGAGACGAGGUUUCUCCAAAACAAGUACAGUAAAAUUUCGGAUCAUUUUGGUGAAUACAACAGAAGCAAACAUUGUUAUUGCUAUUUGUUUUGUUUGUUUCUAAAGGAAA